AUGCACCACCCGCGUAUUCUUGCUUCGAUACAUACUUGGCACAUUCCUCAGCAAGUCAAGUGUGCACAGACCACCGUUACCGGGGUCAACACACACUCCAUAACGGCGGUGCAACGGAAAUCAGCCAUAUUCGGCCUCUAUCUGGCCUCAGAAUCGUUUUGUCUAUUGCCGCAGUGUUAUCUCGCAUUCCCCGCUUUAAGUAUUUCUACUGUUUCCGUCUCACUAUUCUCCCUACACCGCACAUGUAAUUCGGCCGCUUUUUUUCACUUGUCUCGUAGAAGGCUGUGCUUCCGCGCCGUCUGCGCUUCUGCUACUCUGUCGGCCACUCAGAAUCCACUUCGGUCUCCGUCGCACGGCUCGCUUCGAGUGCGUGGCACCAAAACGCCGCAGGUUGCCCUGCACGUUGAUGCGGUCGAAAACCACCCAAUCAAACAAGUACAUCUUACGACCAUAUCAGCACUCGAUCGCCCGUUAUCCCGUGCUUGCUCCCCUGGUGAACGAUUGCACUGA
This is a messenger RNA of Clavispora lusitaniae ATCC 42720, 510 nucleotides long. Lineage: Eukaryota; Fungi; Ascomycota; Pichiomycetes; Serinales; Metschnikowiaceae. The record is from RefSeq and is a predicted model, not a curated record.